Solenopsis invicta (red fire ant) is the source of this 4924-nucleotide messenger RNA. Its product is annotated as protein gooseberry. The record is from RefSeq and is a predicted model, not a curated record. Bases 627 to 2150 code for a protein of 507 amino acids. NCBI's taxonomy places the organism in Eukaryota, Metazoa, Arthropoda, Insecta, Hymenoptera, Formicidae. Gene Ontology annotation, molecular function: DNA-binding transcription factor activity, RNA polymerase II-specific; RNA polymerase II cis-regulatory region sequence-specific DNA binding. Gene Ontology annotation, biological process: anatomical structure development; regulation of transcription by RNA polymerase II. The transcript is spliced from 5 exons.
AAUCGGAGGCGUGGCAAAAGUGCCUGGCAAUGCCGCGAUUGGUCGUUCGCGACGAUGGGCACCAGUGGCCAAGGAUCGUGUGGGUCUGUCUUGCCGUUCCAUCGAAGUUCGAAUUCUACCUCAAGCAGGCAAUGUACCCCGCUGAAACCCCGCGGCACGGGGAGAACUACCUGUGCCGCAGCUGGUGGGAGUGCCUGGCCGUUAGUUACCCUGGUACCCCAUCCCCGAGAGACUUAGUCAGGAUCAGCGCGUCGAUCAGUCGACAUCUAUUUCCAGUGCGGACAGGCGUAAGUGCGCUCGCGGCCAUUCGACGGAUCUAUUUGAGGAGAUAAAGCUCGCGGAUGGGCCCGACGGGCCUGCACCACGAGCCGAAAAUCCAGGAAUGGACCCAAAUGAGACCAGGAACUUUUUCUACGGAUGUAUGUUUCGUGUUUGUCUACGUGCUCCGUUUCACGAUCGUCGAGUGAAUUGCAAUUAAAUAAGGAACGUUGUGAGAUUUGAGAGGGAGGACAGCCGACAGCGUUUUUACGAAAGGCUUAGUGAGGUGCGGUAUAGUGAGGUUUAUAACAUUCGGUGUCGCAGCGAAUUCGUCGGAACUAUUUUGCGGUGGUUUUGUUUCGGCUGAGAUGACGGUUACCACUAAUUUCUCGAUGAUGCGACCAUGUUUCACUGGAUAUUCCUUUCAAGUUAUGGAAGCUAUAAAAGGAGGAAGUGUACCGCUUGUUGCAGACAUAGGAUCUAUACCAGGCCAGGGCCGCGUAAAUCAGCUCGGUGGUAUCUUCAUCAACGGACGACCGCUGCCUAAUCACAUCAGGUUGAAAAUCGUCGAGAUGGCCGCUGCGGGAGUCCGGCCGUGCGUUAUAUCGAGACAGUUGAGGGUGUCCCAUGGAUGCGUGUCGAAGAUUCUAAAUCGCUAUCAGGAGACUGGUAGCAUCAGGCCUGGAGUCAUCGGUGGCAGCAAACCGCGUGUGGCCACACCGGAAGUGGAGGCGAGAAUCGAGGAGUACAAGCGUGACAACCCGGGUAUGUUCUCAUGGGAAAUCAGAGAUCGACUGAUCAAAGAGGGCAUCUGCGAUCGGACCAGCGCGCCGAGUGUAUCCGCGAUUUCUCGUCUGCUCAGGGGUCGCGAUUCCGAGGACGACGUUAAACUAGGUGACGGAAAAACCAGUUCUGGAUCUGAUUGUGAGAGUGAACCAGGGAUUACAUUGAAAAGAAAACAGCGCAGGAGCAGGACGACCUUUACGGCGCAUCAGUUAGACGAAUUAGAACGAGCAUUCGAGAAGACACAGUAUCCUGACAUUUACGUCAGAGAGGAACUGGCCCAGAGAACGAGAUUAUCAGAAGCCAGAAUUCAAGUGUGGUUUAGCAAUAGAAGAGCUAGAUUGAGAAAACAUAUUUCAUCAUCGACGUCUGCCGGAUACGUUAGUUCGGUAGCCUAUCCAACCGGCUAUGUUCUUCAUCCACCGGCACCGCCUCAUCCACACGCGGGAGCGGCCGUACCACCGAGUCAUCCACAUUCACAUCCUCAUCCGCAUCCUCAAAGUUUGCCAGAGACGGCAUUCUCUUCUGGCCAAGUUUCAGAAUUGUAUUCUUCUCACCAUGCAUCGGUGACACAUCAAUUGGCUGAUUCCGCGACACGAUCUUCAACCGUCGGUUCGACUUCGUCUUACAGCUUCCCGGCGGUGACGUAUCCCAAUUUAUCAGUGUUGUCGCCGGUCUCAUCAACGACAGCGCAUAUGGCUUCCACAUCAUCUACCUAUCAGCAAACGAGUAAUCACCAGCUACCACCGACCCCGAAUUCCCUUGUUACUAUGAUGGGACCGAAUUCGGGUAAUUCAACAUCCGCUCCAGAUCAACUGACUUCGUCGGAACUACCAAUUAGCUCGGUCUCGCCUCCUCAGCAGCAGCAGCAACAACAGCCACAGCCGCAGCAGCAACAAACGCAACAGUCCAGUCAAGGGACUUCCUCACCGUCGUGGAAUCUCGCGAUUACUGCCAGUGGUAGUAGAGUUAAUUUAUCGAGCCCACCAACAAGUCUACAACAACCUCACGCUUACAGCGCUCACCCUCAUCAAGCUUUCGCUAGCCCUUAUACUGCGCAAAGUUUUCAACAACCUCCUAGACCGGCGCCACAACCCUUCUGGUAUUAAAACAUGCUCUCAUAGUUAACUUUAGAACUUGUAAAAGUUGUAGACUGCCGUCAUUUUUAUCGUUAAAAAGUAUGAUUAUAGGAAAGGAUGAUAGACAAUGGUAGGUUUUAAUUAUUUUUCUGAUCUUAUCUUCUGCUCAAAAAGUAUCUGGGAUUGCAUAUUUAAUCGAAGCGAUUAAACUACUUCAAAAUUACUUUUUGCCGUCCGAUCAAAUAUAAUCAAUAAUACUACUUUAAGCGUUACGAUUUGAGAGAAGUGAAAAAAAUGACUAAUAUUUUUGAUAAAAAUUCGUGGAUUUUCUGCCACAAUAAUGUCAUCUCAUGCUGACACACAAUUUUUUGUCAUUUCUUAAGCACCAUAUUUUCCAAACUUAGCCCUCUGUGCCCAAAACUCAAAUUAUGACUUCGCGAAAAGCGUUUCGACGAUAAAGACUGUAAAAGAAAAUUCGUUGAGUUAUUGAUUAAAUAUCAAUUGUGUGAUGUGGGUUUUAUUUAGCAAUUUAUGUACUCUUUGAGCAGGAAAUAUUUCAAGAUUUUUCAAGGAUUUUAAUAAUAUAACUUGAUCACGUGAUUACAGAAUAUAAUGUUAAUAUCGAUAUUUGUAUGUGACAAUUAAUACUAAUAGUUAGAUAGUUAGAUUUAGUUAUCAAAUUCAUAACAUAAGGAAAACAUUUGAAAGGCGAAUUUAUUAAGAUAAAUUAGUCUAAAUUAUUCCUUUAAAAGGAGACAUGUGAAUAAACAUAUAAAUUAUGCGUGUAUAAUUAUAAAUUAUAUUACGUGUAAUUAUAAUAUACACACAUACAUACUCACAUACACACAAGUAAAUCAGAGACAAAUGAUCGACUGUAUGUCAAAUCGACUUAUCUAUCACAAUUGUCUGGAACUACUUGGUUCGACUUGGUUUUCUUUGUAGUGGUAUGAUGUUAAGGGAAUGCUAAAGUUAUCCCGAUUUAUCAAUUUUUUUCAAUACGCUAUUUUCCUAAUUGUAUUUACAGAUUUAAAAAUCUUUUUCUACUUACAGUAGAGGCACAAAUCAAUGUAUGCCAAUAUUUGCUUAAAAAUUUUGCAGUCUAUACAAAACAGAAAUAGUCUGAGGUAUAAAUUAUAUGAUAAAACAAUACAAACGUUACUUUUGAAGGGUUAUUUCUCUUUAAAUCUUAUAUAACAAAUACGUAUCUCUUGAAUUUUUUAUUAAACGAUGUAUUUCAAAAAAAAUCGACUCUUCCGGAUUGUUGUGACAGGUCUGUUGUAAGUCGAUUUAAUGUACAGUUAACCAUUCUGAUUAACCCUGUAUAUAUAAUUACAAUUGCUUUCUAGCUAUAUAUAUAGCUGGAAAGUAGUUGUAAUUAAACUUCACGCUGUAAAGUAUUAUAUACAAAACGAGUUUUGAGAUUCUAAAUCGAUCUAUUCUUCUAUUCUUCUAAACAUCUAUGUCUGAAUAGCAGAAAAUUACUUUUUAUAAAGAUUUAUUGAUAUUCGUUAAAUUCUGCGAAACUAUAAACAUAUGUAUUUCUUUUUUGGUUCGUGGGUUUUUAUAUUUUAUUUUAAUUUUUCCUAUGUCUUAUAUUUACAGUGCGACCAAAAACUUAGCUUUUAAACUGUAAAUAUGUACAGUUUAAGACUUUAUGUAUAUGAGAAGUGUGUUAUCUGACUGCACUGGUUUUAAAAAUGCAAAGUGUUUCAUUUAUUCGAUGUAAUAAAGUAUAUAAAAUAUGUGCAUAUGAGAUUUACGUGGCUGUGUACACGAGCAGUGAGACGACAGCUUUGAAAAUCAAAUAUUAAAAUUGUACUUCUCAAGGUACUUGUAUAUGUAUCAACAACAAAUGAUAUAUCACAACAUAAAUUAUUUGAAAUAAUUUAUGUGUUAUCAUAACAUAAAUAAUUAAUAGCUAAACAAUAUUUUGAAUAUUUUCAUAUAAUAUGUAACUUUAAUAUACAUGCCAAUAUAUGUUACAAAUAUUAUUUAAAACAUUUUAAAGUAGUUUUUAACAUGUAAAGGGAAAGUACGUAUUAUAUAACUUGAUUUUUAUGUGCAUAAAUUUAAUAUUACUUCUCUGUUUUAUAUUUUAAAUAAUUUAUACUCGUGUAUUGAUUCAUACCUUGCACAGUACAAUAGUGAUUUUAAACAAGAAUAUUUGAAUAAUUUAUGAACAAUGUCCUAUAGAAAUGCCUUUAAAUGAUUUUAAUCUUAAAGUUGAUGACUGAGGCUUUGUCGUUUUGCCAUUCGUGUGGACAUUCAAAUUAGAUUAAAUAACUAACUUAGCUAGACAAAUGGCAGAAACAAAUUUUCCGAUAUUUCAGAUAAAAAAAUACUUACUGUAAAUUUUGUGUAACAUGCUAGCAGAAAUAUAAGAAAAUCUAUUAAUAAAUAUGAUAAUAGGUUACCUGUAAAAAUCAAGCAAGAUCUACAUCAUUUCAAUAUAAUAUGUAAAAACUACUCAUUCACAAACAGAAAUGUUUGGUUUCUACAGAUAACUUAUUGUCAGAUUACAUCGACAGAUCUUGUUGGUAGAACAUGAGCUUAGUAUGGAUUUGCCUUGAUAUCACCCCUGCUGCAAUAUUUUAUUCGAAUUUACUGGCAAAUUGAUAAAGUGUUACUAAUUUUUGUUACUACUAGAUAUGUCAAAUAAUUAAUUAAUUUUUUUUCUCACUGCGGCAAAAUAAUUUCACAGUGGAAAACAAAUAACGUAUUUUUAAUCUAAAUUUUAAAUAACAUGUUUUUAAUGUAAAAGUUGAAGGCGCUACGUAAUACUAAUGAUGACUAAUAAACGAAUU